AUGUCUAGAUCUGGUGUUGCUGUUGCAGAUGAAUCGCUACAGGCUUUCAACGAUUUGAAAUUGGGUAAGAAGUACAAGUUUGUGUUGUUCGCACUGAACGAUGAUAAGACCUCUAUCGUUGUGAAGGAGACUUCUACAGAUGCAUCCUAUGAUGCAUUCUUGGAAAAACUUCCAGAGAACGACUGUCUAUAUGCCGUUUACGAUUUUGAAUACGAAAUCAACGGUAACGAAGGUAAGCGUUCCAAGAUCGUUUUCUACACUUGGUCCCCAGAUACUGCUCCAGUGAGAUCCAAGAUGGUUUACGCUUCUUCUAAAGAUGCUUUGAGAAGAGCUCUGAACGGUGUUUCCACUGAUAUCCAAGGUACCGAUUUCUCCGAAGUGUCUUACGAGACUGUCUUGGAAAAGGUCAGCAGAGGUGCUGGUUCCCAUUAG
Torulaspora delbrueckii is the source of this 432-nucleotide messenger RNA. It is a transcript of the gene COF1, whose product is annotated as cofilin. The transcript has 2 exons. Gene Ontology annotation, cellular component: cytoplasm; actin cytoskeleton; actin cortical patch. NCBI's taxonomy places the organism in Eukaryota, Fungi, Ascomycota, Saccharomycetes, Saccharomycetales, Saccharomycetaceae. Gene Ontology annotation, biological process: actin filament severing; cell motility; actin filament depolymerization. The record is from RefSeq and is a predicted model, not a curated record. Bases 1 to 432 code for a protein of 143 amino acids. Gene Ontology annotation, molecular function: actin filament binding.